CACCUUACGUUUAUUAGCAGAGGCGGGGCAGGUGAAGUUGGAAAGUCAACGCUAGUGUUUCUCUCGGUGCUACUGUGUGUAACUAGCAUGCGAAAGAUGCUGUCCGUCAUUUCUAAUGUGUUUAAGAGCAGUGCCGGCAGAAAUGGAGCUGCAUCUGAGGUUGCCCGUGUCGUGGCGUCACGCACCUAUGCUGAUUUUACAACCGAAGCCACCUUUGAUGUGAAGAAAUGUGACACCCAUCGUCUGGAUGACGCCCCCCCCACCAAGUCGGUGCUGACCCGGGAUGACGGUCUGAAGUACUACAGGACCAUGCAGGUGAUUCGCCGCAUGGAACUCAAAGCAGACCAGCUCUACAAGCAGAAGAUCAUCCGUGGAUUCUGCCACUUGUACGAUGGCCAGGAAGCUUGCGCUGUUGGUAUUGAGGCUGGGAUUAACGUCACAGAUCACUUGAUCACAGCAUACCGAGCACAUGGGUUCGCGUACACUCGCGGGGUGCCUGUCAAGGAGAUCCUGGCUGAGCUCACUGGAAGAAGGGGAGGCUGUGCCAAAGGAAAGGGAGGCUCCAUGCACAUGUAUGCCAAGAACUUCUAUGGUGGCAAUGGCAUUGUAGGAGCACAGGUACCCCUGGGGGCUGGUGUGGCAUUGGCCUGUAAAUACCUGGGCACUGACCAGGUCUGUGCCGCUCUGUACGGAGACGGUGCAGCUAAUCAAGGUCAGAUCUUUGAAGCCUACAACAUGGCAUCUCUGUGGAAGCUGCCCUGUAUCUUCAUCUGUGAGAAUAACAAGUAUGGCAUGGGCACAUCAGUGGAGCGUGCAUCUGCCAGCACAGAGUAUUACAAGAGAGGGGACUUCAUCCCUGGACUCCGGGUGGAUGGUAUGGAUAUUCUCUGUGUAAAGGAAGCUACAAAAUUUGCCGCAGACCUCUGUAGAGCUGGGAAGGGCCCUAUUGUGAUGGAACUGCAGACUUACCGUUACCAUGGACACAGUAUGAGCGACCCUGGGGUCAGUUAUCGUACUAGAGAGGAAAUACAGGAAGUGAGAAGCAAGAGUGAUCCCAUCUCUCUGCUGAAGGACAGGAUGCUGAGCAACAACAUGGCCAGUGUGGAGGAACUGAAGGAGAUUGAUGUUCAAGUGAGGAAGGAGAUUGAAGAGGCUGCACAGUUUGCCACCACUGACCCCGAGCCUCCUCUGGAGGAUCUGUGUAACCACAUCUUCUACAACGACGUACCAUUGGAAGUGCGUGGCACCCUGCCCUGGGUGAAACUGAAGUCUGUCAGCUAAGCGAUAAGACACGCUCCCGAUGCAACUCUGCAGCAGUUAUUGCCUUCUGACCCUUUUGAGGACUAAAAAUAACAUUCUGUUCAAAUUGUUAUCUUAACUUAUUUAUGUGUUUUGUAAAUGUAAAAUUUUAGUGUUAACAAUUAAGACCUUAAAUUCACCCCCUCUGCACAAACUAACCUGCAAUUUCUGUCCUGUACUAUCCUAUAUGGAUAUUGAGUAAAGGGUGAUUGAUUAUUGAUUGGUUAUUGCUUUUCCUACUGGAUGUAGGUCUUGCUAACAGGUGAGCAAACAAGAUGUGAAACUACUGGCCCUAAUCAUUGCAUUUAUGAUGCUGCAAAGUUCACAGGGUUAAGUCUGAUAGGGAGACAAUGUUAGUUUCUAUCAAACAACUAGCCUUGGGUGGGGAGGGGCAGUCCAAUCUGGAACUGGUUCUCUGUAAAUACAUAGUUAUAAAGAAACUGCCCAAGUGUUUUGUGACAGGAAUGCUGAAUGAAGUUUAUAUUUAACAAGUUUAAUAGUGGAGGCAUGCCUUGGUUAAAGCUCUAACAUGUCGGUCAAAUAUUAACCUUCAUUUGACAUUCCCAGCAGAUGUUAUGGACAGGGGUGGUUACUUGAUAACAACCAUGUACGUUUACACACCUAGCCAACAAAAUGUUGUUUUUCUUUAAAAAGGGUUUAAUUUGGUGGUUGAUGGAGAUGUAACACGUGUUGGGUGCUUUCAGUUUCCAGUCUGCUUUGUUUGUACAGUCUGAAACAAAUAAACGGUCAAAAUAA
Polyodon spathula (Mississippi paddlefish) is the source of this 2055-nucleotide messenger RNA. RefSeq names its product pyruvate dehydrogenase E1 component subunit alpha, mitochondrial-like. The record is from RefSeq and is a predicted model, not a curated record. Lineage: Eukaryota; Metazoa; Chordata; Actinopteri; Acipenseriformes; Polyodontidae. The transcript is spliced from 12 exons. Bases 88 to 1281 code for a protein of 397 amino acids. Gene Ontology annotation, biological process: pyruvate decarboxylation to acetyl-CoA. Gene Ontology annotation, cellular component: intracellular membrane-bounded organelle. Gene Ontology annotation, molecular function: pyruvate dehydrogenase (acetyl-transferring) activity.